UGACAUUCCACAGUAUCCUGGAGACAGAGGCGGGUAGCAGAGGGGCCUUCAGGAGGAGGUCCUCCUCUCCCUCCUUCAGCGGGAGGGAGCAUGGCAGCAAGUAGAGGAAUGCUGGCGCUCUUGGCCCUGCUGCUGUACUGCUGGCAGGAAGCUGAGCUCCAGCCCUUCAGAGUGUUGACAGGUCCAAUUACUGAAAUUCCAUCAAGUUCAAAAACUCAGGAGGAGGUACAUGGAGUGUUGGAUGAAAUUCUAGUCCAAGAGAUGCUGGAUCACAGUAAAUCAUCAGCGUCUACAACACAAGUGACCGAAGCAACGUUAUCAACAAGAUUAUUCAAGGAAAAAGGUUGUACUCAUGGAGUUCUGGGAAGACUGAAGGAGGUAAAGAAGAAAUCAAAUAAAAAUCAAAAUGAAAAACUAUCAGUUCUGGGCAAAACCCUUCAAACUGUGGGAAGAUCUUCAGGACAUUCUUUCCAGUAAAUGGAAGAGGAGGAGCAUGGCUCAGAAGAGGCGCAGAGCGGUCAGCACGGCCGCCAGCUCCGAGGGGCUCCCUACAGCAGGAAACCCACCCACCCACCCCACCCUCAGGAAUAAAGGACUUAUGUAGACACACAGGUAU
Molecule: messenger RNA, 616 nt
Organism: Equus caballus (horse)
Lineage: Eukaryota; Metazoa; Chordata; Mammalia; Perissodactyla; Equidae
Gene: SPACA7
Product: sperm acrosome associated 7
Cellular component (GO): acrosomal vesicle
Source: RefSeq, a predicted model, not a curated record